This is a messenger RNA of Ficedula albicollis (Collared flycatcher), 2239 nucleotides long. RefSeq names its product serine/arginine-rich splicing factor 7-like. The transcript is spliced from 8 exons. Gene Ontology annotation, biological process: mRNA splicing, via spliceosome. Gene Ontology annotation, molecular function: RNA binding; zinc ion binding. The annotation marks the transcript as partial. Gene Ontology annotation, cellular component: nuclear speck. The record is from RefSeq and is a predicted model, not a curated record. Lineage: Eukaryota; Metazoa; Chordata; Aves; Passeriformes; Muscicapidae.
GCAGAGACCAAGGUGUACGUGGGCAACCUGGGCACGGGCGCCGGCAAGGGCGAGCUGGAGAGAGCCUUCAGCUACUACGGGCCGCUGAGAACCGUGUGGAUCGCCAGGAACCCGCCGGGGUUCGCCUUCGUGGAGUUCGAGGACCCCCGGGAUGCUGAAGAUGCUGUGCUUGGCCUCGAUGGGAAGAUAAUAUGCGGCUCCAGGGUGAGAGUGGAAGUAUCCACGGGGAUGCCGCGGCGCUCCCGCUACGACCGGCCCCCUGCCCGGCGCCCCUUCGACCCCAACGACAGGUGCUACGAGUGCGGUGAGAAAGGCCACUAUGCCUAUGACUGCCACCGCUAUAGCCGGCGAAGGAGGAGCAGGUCCCGGUCUAGAUCCCGCUCGAGGUCCCGAGGAAGACGCUAUUCCCGGUCACGCAGUCGCAGCCGUGGUAGGAGAUCCAGGUCAGCUUCCUACCGCAGGUCCAGGUCGAUGUCUCCUCGUAGAUACAGAUCAUUCUCACCGCGCAGGUCCCGCUCUGGUUCUCUAAGAAGGUCAAGAUCUAGGUCCAGGUCACGCUCCAGGUCCCGCUCUGUUGUAUGGCCUCGAAGCAGGUCUGAGUCUCAUGGUAGAUCUAAAUCUGGCUUACCUGCUAAAAGCCGCUCAAAGUCCAGAUCACCAUCUCCAAAGAGAAGUCACUCACCUUCAGGAAGCCCUUGAAGAAAUGGAAGUCCUAAAAGAAUGGGUUCAAAUUUAAGAAGUUUAGUAAAAAAAAAUAUUUUGUUUACAUUAUAAGGGAUUUUGUGACGUAAGGGCUUAGUCCUAGAAGGCAGUUUCUAUUGACUAGCAAUUGGCAUGAACCUCUAUCUUCUAAAAGACUUGUUAGCAGACUAAUACAAAACUCUUCUGUUGUGUUCGUGUUCUGUGAUCUGAAAAUGUUUGGCUUAUUUUUUUUUUUUAUUGGUGCAUUGAAAUAAACUGCAUUUCUAACUAAGAAAUAAAUUGUGAUAACCCUGCUGCUCGUAUUUGGGAUGGGGAAGCAGGCAGUGUGUGCCCCUGGGGUGAAAGACAGCAUGCAGAGCACCAGCUCAGGGUGAAGGUUGCCAGCGCCAGGUGGCUGUUGUGUAUGAUAGUCUGUUUACCAUCUUGAGGAAAUCUGAGGGGUUUUGUGGAGAGGACAGGUCCUAAGCACAACCUGCAGGUCAUGUUUGAGUAGCAGGAUCUGUAGGGGAAUGAGCUCAAGUUCCCUGUCUGAGCAGUUCCAUCCUGGCAGUGAAGUGUGCCCAGGGAAGGGCCUUGCUGCUUAUGCUGAUCCAUGGUUGCUUUGGGAAACCAGACUGUCCCCAUCUCACCAUGGAUAGGUUACUGAAUUAAUAAAAUAAUGCAGGAUCUUUGCUAGUUUGAUUUAUCUCUGCAGCUGAUAAUGGCUGUUAUCAGAAGAGCAAUGAAAGGGGAGUGCCAGGUCAUUUAAGGAAUGUUAAGAAGGACAGGCAUGCUGCUUUCCUGGAGUGGCUGAACACUGCACAAGGGAAGUGGGGAAUAAAUUCCUCAUUUUUCUGUGCCUGUGCAUGGCUUUUGCUUUAUUAAACUAUCUGUAUCUCAAUGUGUGAAUUUUCUCACAUCCCAUCCUUCUCCCUCCUCUCAGUGCCAGGUCAUGGAGAUGGGAUGGAGCCAGCUGGGGCUAAUCCAUCCCAGCAGUGCUGCAGGGGCCAUGCUCUGCACAGGGAUGUUGGUCUAGGUGCUCCUGUCCUCUUCCUCACAGGAGGAUGUGUUGGGUGUGAAACUCCUACAAACAAUUCACGUGUAUUCUUUCUUUUAAAAAAUUCAAAUACAAUGUCCCUCCCUCCCCUCAUUAUUCCUGAGGCUGAACAUCGUAGAUCAGACUGGUGCUGGAGGCAGUGUUGCUCUGGUUUUACUGUGAAAGGUGACAGCCCAGUCCUGUCACUUCAGGCACUUAGUACUGGAGCAGCUUGGCUGCAGCACUGCAGUUAAACAAAGCCAAAGGGAGGAAAUAAUAGUUCAUUAUUGCUACAGCAUUUUACCACACACUGGAGCAGCCCAGUCUCCAGAGCAGCAGCUUGGCUAAAAGCUUCCAAAAGUGGGACUUUGUUGCAGCUGUGUAGGGUGGCAGGAGGACUACCCCAAAGCAGAACACAUUUCUGGAUGCACUACAGCACACCCAUCUUAGCUGUUUUACUUCCUCCCAGUGCAGGAAGGACUGGAAUAGCCUCUCUCAGGCAAAAUGUCCAUCCACACUGUC